AUGUACAAUGUGUUCGACGGGCUGGUGACGAUCAACUUCAAGGAUCGCUCCAUCAUGCCGAACAUGGCGCUGGAGUGGACGAAUCCCGAUCCGCUGACCUGGCGCAUCAAGAUUCGCGAAGGCGUGAAGUGGCAGAAAGGUUUCGGCGAGUUCACCGCCGAGGACGUGGAAUACACGUACAACUUCCACAUCUCGUCGAAGAGCUUCCAGAUGGGAACCUCGCUGUUCCCGAUCGCGUCGGUGAAGAGCGACGGCAAGUAUGUCGUCGAGGUGAAGACCAAGAUGCCGUUCGGCGCCUUCCCCGGCGUCACCAUGGGUUAUGAUCUACAACAGCAAGCUCCAGGGCUUCGAGCCUGCGCCGCAGGAGUACACCGAGAAACUCGACACCGUAUCGUGGUCAUGAGCGGCCUCGCUCGCGCUGAAGGAUAG
Messenger RNA from Ostertagia ostertagi, 429 nucleotides. The record is from the annotation of a GenBank genome assembly. NCBI's taxonomy places the organism in Eukaryota, Metazoa, Nematoda, Chromadorea, Rhabditida, Trichostrongylidae.